Molecule: messenger RNA, 6995 nt
Organism: Periophthalmus magnuspinnatus
Lineage: Eukaryota; Metazoa; Chordata; Actinopteri; Gobiiformes; Gobiidae
Gene: zc3h13
Product: zinc finger CCCH-type containing 13
Exons: 21
Coding region: 153-5303 (1716 amino acids)
Cellular component (GO): RNA N6-methyladenosine methyltransferase complex
Molecular function (GO): metal ion binding
Source: RefSeq, a predicted model, not a curated record
GGACAUGACGUCAUGCCGGCCGCCAUGACGGAGCCGCUCGGCGCAGAUCGUGCCCGUGACAUCUCCGAAUAAAGGGCGAUUUUCUGCACAAAACGGACCCACACCCGGACUAAAGUCGAUGCACCGCCGAAUCCAUAUAUUGGCUCUGCAGAAUGUCCAAGAUCAGGAGGAAGGUGACAGUGGAGAAUUCUAAGACGAUUUCGGACUCGAGCGCCGCGCCCCUCCCCCCUACGUCCCGCCGCCCCAGUGUCUUUGAGAGGCUCGGACCCAGCACCGCGGCCACUGCUCCAGAGAGUCAGUGCAGAAAUUGGCUGAAAAGUGGAAACUGCAGCUACGGAACCACUUGUCGUUACACACAUGGCCCUCAGCCACGAGGCAAAUUCAGCUUCAGCCUGUCAGCAGAGAGGCCCACUGGAGAUCUGCGUGAGAGGAUGAAAAAUAAGAGACAGGAUGUGGAUUCAGACAAUUUAAAACGUGACGCAGACGAACCACAAACCACCACUACUAGACGAGACUCGUCAAGAGGCAGACACAGGGAGAAAGAGGACAUUAAAAUCACUAAAGAGAGAACUCCAGCCAGCGAAGAGGAAGCACCAGAGUGGGAGGCCACCAGAGAAGACUCAGAUAUCGGAGACUACGACUACGAGCUGUCUCUGGAGAUGAAGAGGCAGAAGAUCCAGAGGGAGCUGAUGAAGCUGGAGCAGGAAAACCAGGACAAACGAGAAGAAAUCACCAUCAAGAAAGAUGAGACGCUGAAGAACAGAGGCCCAGCAGUCACUAAGCAGACGUCCCCAGAGCCGAUGAGCUCCAAAGACUCACCCUCCAGGAAGUCCAGCGGCUCCCCUAAACACAAAGGGGGCACUAAAAACACUGGCUCCGGCAAGAAGGAGAAGAAGACAGCCUGUCCCUCUCCCGUCGCAGAGAGAUCUUCUAAAGGGGCUCACAGUAAAAAGAAAGGCCCACGCACGCCAAGCCCUCCUCCUCCUGUGCCUCUGGAGCUUCCUGUCAGUGGAAAAAAACACAAAACCAAACACAAGAAUAAAGAGAAGUCUGAGGAAAAAAUGAAAGAGAAAGAAAGAGAUGGGGAGAAGCAUAAAGAUAAGAAGGACAAGCGCAGGGACCGCUCAGAUAGUUCUCAUAAGGCCAAGCGUGUGGUGACAUCAGAGGAGCGAUCAGCAAGUGCCUCUCCUCCUCCGACUCGAAAGAAGUCAAACUCCCCCAAGACCGCAGCAGCUAAAGGCGCCGUCCAAAACUCACCUCCACGCAGAUCCGUGUCUCCUCUUCGCCAUCACUCCCCCUCCUCUCGCUCCGGCUCCUCUGCUCAGUGUCGCUCCUCCUCUCCCCGAUGUCGACGCUCCUCCUCCCCCCUCCAGGACUCCUCUCCUCCUCCUCCACCUCGGCGCUCUGAACGUGGAAGCCCAGGAAGGAGGCACUCACGGGGGAGAGACAGGGACAGGAGCGGAGACAGAAGCCGAGACCGGAGCAGGGACAGAAGCCGAGACCGGAGCAGGGACAGAAGCCGAGACCGGAGCAGGGACAGAAGCCAAGACAGGAGUAGGGACAGGAGUAGGGACAGAAGCCGAGACAGGAGUAGGGACAGAAGCCGGGAUAGAAGCCGGGAUAGAAGCCGGGACAGAAGCAGGGACAGAAGCAGGGACAGAAGCAGGGACAGAAGCAGGGACAGAAGCAGGGACAGGAGCAUAGAUCGGAGCAUAGAUCGGAGCAGAGAUCGGAGCAGAGAUCGGAGCAGAGAUCGGAGCAGAGAUCGGAGCAGAGAUCGGAGCAGAGAUCGGAGCAGAGAUCGGAGCAGAGAUCGGAGCAGAGAUCGGAGCAGAGAUCGGAGCAGAGAUCGGAGCAGAGAUCGGAGCAGAGAUCGGAGCAGAGAUCGGAGCAGAGAUCGGAGCAUAGAUCGGAGCAGAGAUCGGAGCAGAGACAGGAGCCGAGACAGGAGCCGGGACAGGAGUAGAGAUAGGAGCAGAGAUAGGAGCAGGGAUAGGAGCCGAGACAGAAGCCGAGACAGAAGCCGAGACAGGAGCAGAGGGGAGAGAGAACGCAGAGACGAAAGUCGGUCCAAACGAGACAAAGAUGGCGGCCGUGAUGAUCGUCACUACGACUCCGAAGGAAGAGAGCGGCGGGAGUCGAACCGCGAACCUCGUGAUAACAGGGAGACAAGGGAGAGCCAGAGGGAUGGAGUUGUGGAGCGGAGAGAGAAGGAGAGAGAGAGGGAGAGGAAGGAGGAGGCGGAGGAGAGAAGCUACACACGAGGACACAGAGGAGAGGAGAGAGACCGAGGAGAGAGAAGCGGACGCAUCAGAGCCAGGAAUGAACCACAAGAAAAAGGUUCCAACAGAAACUCCCGAAGUUCUCAGCUGGAGAGCCACGAGAGCUGGGACUCACGGAGCAGCGGGACAUUGGAUCGGGGACCAGACCGGAACUUGGACCGGGGUCCAGAAAGAGGAUCUGAGAGAGACCGGUACGACUCAGACCGCAGGGACCAGAGAGACCAGGGAAGGGACUCCUCCUAUGACCGACGAGGAGGGCACCAAGAGCGGGACAGAAGGGACAGAGACCAAAGAUCUCCUCCAAACCGUCACCAAAGCCGAUCUGAUGACUGUGAACGUGAGAGAGAGGAGAGAAGAGGAGAGAGGGAUGACCGAAGAGAAAGAGAGAGAGAGAGGGAGCAGAGGGAGAGAGAGAAGGAGCGUGAGGCUGAACGAGAGCGAGCGAGGGAGAGAGAGAGGGAGCAGAGGGAGCGAGAGAGGGAGCAGAGAGAGAGGGAGAGGGAGAGGGAACAGCGUGAGAGGGAGAGGGAAGAGAGGGAAAGAGAGAGGGAGAGAAAGGAGAGAGAGGAGAGGAGAGAGAGGGAGCAGCGGCAGAGGGAGUGGGAUGAUCGAGAGCGGAGGAGAGGGGAGGAGAGAGAGGAGAGAGGGGUGCGUGACGACCGUAAAACCAGCAGAAAAAGGCACCGUGCUGAUGGGAGCCAGAGCCCCCGUGCUUCACCAAAACGUUCUGCACGCGAUGCCCGAGAUGCCAGUCCCAACGACAGUGACGAGGACAAAAGUGAGCGUCUGAUUGGUCGAGGGAAGACCAAGCCCCUCCCACCCAGCCCCCAGUGCCUGCCUCCAUCUGACAGUGAUAAACAUCGAUUGUUGAGCCAGGUCGUUCGACCCCAGGACCCUCCUCUUCGCUCCCCCGCUAGAACUGCCCCAUUUGAGGAGGAGCGGAGAGGAGUCGCAGAAAAACGAACUGAUGCCCGGAUUCGCCAUGAAGAACCAGAAAAUCGUCCCCGAACUGGAGAACGCAGAGGGGAGCACGUGGCCGAAACUGUCCAGGACGCACGCAACAGAGUUCGGGAGCAACGCCAAUCCCCAACACCAAACUUGGACGAUUCUGGAUCACAUGACGAAACCAAAAAGAAAGGAAAAUCACAAAAGAAAGCAUUGAAAAAGGUCAGGAAAGAGGAGGAGAUGAGUGUGAAACCGGCAGUGAACGUGAAUGCAGAUUCGUCAAAUUCUGACCAACAUUCUCCUCGGAAAGGAGCAAAAAAGAAGACUCUAGAUCGGAAGCGGAAGAGAGGAGGAGAGUCGGAUGUUUCAGAAGACGAAAUGGUGAAUAAACGAAAAAGAGGACCCCGGACUCCGCCCAAAAACGUGUCACCGCUGCAGAAGAUUGACCACUUCAGUGAUUGGUCAGACGAGGAGGUGACAGAGAGCAUGUCGGAGCGGCGUGUGGGAAGUGCCAGGCCCGGGAGAGAGAGGGAAAGGGGGAUCAACCCUCCUCCUCUGCUGUCACAAGAGGCAGCCAUUUUGAUACCAAGUUUAACCCCGCAACCGCUGAUGUCACAGCCACUGCUACGCAAACCGCCAGGAGACAUGCAGCCAGGGAGGAGCGGGACCAUGGGGGGAGUCCAGGCAAGAGUGGCCGGGAGGAGGCCACGAUCCCCCUCAAACGAGACCCGAGAGGACCCCCAGAGAACCAGGAGAGGAAGGGUGGUACCACAACAGAUCCCCCCCAGAGACAGGGACAGAGAGCGCGAGAGGCUGGGCGAAGGAGCCGGAGGAGCUGAGAGGAAAUCCAGAAUCGAUCAACUUAGGAGAGGAGAGCCAAGCAGAAGCACCUCAUCAGACCGCCAGGAUUCCCGCAGCCACAGCUCCCGACGCAGCUCUCCUGACUCGGAACGCCAGGCCCGAUCCAGAUCCAGAGCCGGGUCUUAUGACAGCCGGGACCGAGAACCAAGACCCCAAAACCAACCCGCUCAUCCCCCUCACCUCCUGCAGAAUCCCCCUGCUCCACAACAGGGGAGAGACUGGGAACCAGAGCCCAGAGAGUGGGGCUCUGGGCGGGUGAGAGAGCCGUUGCUGCACAGGCCUAACCGGGAGAGGGAGAGAGAGAUACCCCACAGAGGAGGAGAGAGAGGGGACAGGGCCGAUAGGAGUGACAGGGGAGAGGGAGUAAGGCAGGAGAGAGGGGAGAGAGAGAGGGCAGACAGAGGAGAGUUUGAACCACUCUUGCCCAGAGAAGCCUUCAGUCCCCAACCAGAAAAGCCCAACCACCAACCGGAGUUGAGGGACGCUGGGAAGGCAGAAAGCAUGGAUGCAGAGGAGGAGGGUAAAGAGGAGGACGCUCAGUCUGUGGCUUCUGCUGGAGAAGUUUAUGAACCGAUCAGCGAUGAUGAACUGGAUGAGAUCCUCAAUGACAGCCAGAAAAAAGAGGAGCAGACGGAGGAGGAAAGAAGCUCAGGUCCGGUGGAUGUCAUCGAUGUGGACUGGUCGUCUCUGAUGCCCAAACAGAAGUCUGAGCCCCGGGCAGCAGGGGCGGCUCUGCUCCGCUUCACCCCAGGGGCAGUGCUUCUCAGGGCAGGUAUCUCCAAACGCCUCGCUGGGCCCGAGCUCCUGGAGCAGGUCAGAGAGGUGUGCAAACGUGAGCUUGACGAUCCCAAAGAUGCAGAGAAGCUAUUUGAGCACGACUUGGGCGCGCUUAACAUGGCUGCCCACAGUCGCAGAGUGGAGAGGGCAGGGCUUCUGAGGAACCUGGGCCCAUGCUGUAAGGCUUUGUGUGCGAGGAGAGACUUCACUAUAAGGAGACAGCUGCUCAAGAAUGACAAGGGUCUAACGAAGCAGUAUCUGACCACUCCGGUUGUAGAUAAUGAACUCUUUCAGAUGAGUGUGCGUCUGUUUAAGAGGGCCGUGUCUGGACAAGGAUCUGGGCCAGGUUCUGGACCAGAAAGACCCCAGGACCCAGGACUUGGACCAGAGACCGGAACUAAACUGGAGUCUGGUCCAGCUGAAGUCUGCGUGACCUAAAGAGAGAGAGAGAGGGAGAGGGAGAGAGAGAGAACACAUUUUGGACUUUGAUGAACUCUGAGAUGAGGUUUAAACAUGUUUUACUGUCGAUGCAGCAAGUUAACCCUAAACUAGGACUGUUUAAGAUAUUAUGUUGAAUUUUAAAUGACUAAACAAUUUCAGGAUCGUUUUUUAUUAGUUUCCUUAUUAAACUUUAACCUCAAUACAUUUCACGCUUUACAAUUGUACAUUUUAACACAGACAAUUCUACCAAGUGCUCAUUAAGAACAAUGCCCUUCAUUAAAGGCUUUAAAACAUGGUAUAAAACCACUAAAAUAAGAUUAAAAUUAAAGUGCCAUAAAGGGCCUAUGCUAUUUUUUGAUCUUUUCUAAUGUUGUUUCCUCAUCAAAAACAGUCCUGGAGUUGUUGUUUUUUUUCAUUUGCACAUAUUUAACAGAAACUCUUCAUAUGUAGGCUGUGUUCUUCUCUGCACCUGGAAUGAAAAAAAAAUCCAUACUGUGGAACAUUCCAAGCAAAGCAACAUCUCCAUGGAAAGCAGCAGGAGGCGAACCCCAGAAAAAGUUGCGUAGUGCCUCUUUAAUAAUUACUUUGUGGUGAAUUAUGACCCAAACAUGUGACGGUAAUGUUGGACAUAUUUAAAUGGGACCAGACCACGAUUAGCCUUGAACAAGACCAAGGGCUAAACCAGGUCUGAACCAAGACUUGACCCCAUCUGAAUUUGGUUUAAACCCAGGAUUCUACAACUGGACUACAACCUGGAUUAAACCUUAAUUUGUCAUCUCAUUUACUGUUUUAGAGCAAUUAAAACUUAAAUCAGCAAUCUUGCAUUCAAAUCCAAUUUAUUUUCUGACCCCCUAAAUUAACAGCGGUGUAGAAUUGUGUGUGUUUUAAUUGUUUUUGCCUUUCCCACAAGUAAUACUCUAAUAGGGCUUUCGAAAGUAUCGAAAAUCAGAUACUAAUCAAUACUAAAACUAGUAUUGAAACUAUAUAUUCAUUUGAGCAGCACUAAAGCACUAAAAUAGUCACAUUCAAAGGACAGAAAUGAACCUUCAAUAUCUUUAGAAUGAUCUUGAGCUGUAUCAGAACAAGUUUAAGACACAUAGACUAGUAUACACCCCUGGACCACAAUGAACCUACUGGAUGACUGAGGGAUUACACAGAUACAAGGCCACAUGGGAAUAUGAAAAAGUACUAAUACUAUGAUUUAAUGUUGAAAAGCACAUUUUACUGUCUAAAGGGUGUUUUUUUAUUAUCAUCACGGUAUCAGAAUCGGUAUCAACUAUGAAGUCUAUUCCUUAGUAUUGAAAUCGAAUUUUUUGUAUCAUGCCAACAGUAAAUUGAGAUUUAUUCAAAAAUUCUUCAUUUCUGCACAUUUCCCUGUAUUAAGCAUGCUGCAUUGACCGUAGAGCACAUUGGGCUUGUCUCAUAGUUAAAUGUAUUCUUGCUCUUACAGACUGAAAAAAACUCAUUCAGUGAAGAACAUUUUGUGAAUUUAAGGCAGUUACUUUCACUUUCUGACCAGAAUCAUCAAACAUGAUUUGGAGCCGUGGACUUUGUCUGGAUGUGGUGUGAACCAAAAGACAAUUUAAAAAUACUUCAACUUCACCGUGUUUUAGAUCUGAUUUUUACUGUCAUACAUUAACCUUUUGUUUUCCAUGUUUGUGCAUAAACUGCAUUAAACGGUUGAUGUUG